This is a messenger RNA of Thlaspi arvense, 618 nucleotides long. The record is from the annotation of a GenBank genome assembly. NCBI's taxonomy places the organism in Eukaryota, Viridiplantae, Streptophyta, Magnoliopsida, Brassicales, Brassicaceae.
AUGAAUCAAAAACCUCCGCCGUACGGUUAUGGCACCGGUGGUGGAGGACCUCCUUCCUCAUCCAACACGAUCGUCGGGACGUUGAGCGCUCGCGCCAUACAGACGACGCACUCGAUGAUCACGACGCUCCGUCCAUGGCGGGAGCUUCUAGAUCUGUCGGCGCUCUCUCUCCCUCACAAAUACGACGAGGCCAUGGCGCACCUAAGGCAGAACCUCUCUUAUUUCCGCGCAAACUACGCUCUCGCCGUGCUCGCCAUCGUUUUCCUCGGCCUGGUUUACCACCCGACCUCUAUGGUCGCCUUCAUCGUCGUCUUCAUCGGCUGGAUUCUCCUCUAUUUCUCGCGAGACGCCAACGACCCGAUUGUGAUUUCGGGGAGACAAGUGGAUGACCGGAUCGUCCUGGGUUUACUCAGCUUGGUAACGAUUUUGGCGUUGGUGUAUACAGAUGUGGGCGAAAACGUUCUGGUUUCGCUGAUCGUUGGUUCGCUCACCGUCGGAGCUCACGCCGCUCUCCGUAGUACCGAUGAUUUGUUUCUUGAUGAAGAAACUGCUCGCCAGGGUGGGCUCGUAUCCGCCGCUGAAGGAAACCGGCCACCGUCAAGUUAUACCCCAAUUUGA